Ostrinia furnacalis (Asian corn borer) is the source of this 1852-nucleotide messenger RNA. RefSeq names its product aquaporin. Bases 332 to 1162 code for a protein of 276 amino acids. Gene Ontology annotation, cellular component: plasma membrane. Gene Ontology annotation, biological process: transmembrane transport. The transcript has 6 exons. The record is from RefSeq and is a predicted model, not a curated record. Lineage: Eukaryota; Metazoa; Arthropoda; Insecta; Lepidoptera; Crambidae. Gene Ontology annotation, molecular function: channel activity.
ACCUACCUACCUAAUGUUUCGACAGAAGCGGAACUCAAAUUAUCAUCAUCAUUACUAAGACAGUAAGUAAACAGGUAGCUGGCGACGCAGUGUGCGCCGGAGUCGACGCCGCACUACGCAAACAUCAUCAACGUAUAAUUCGCACGAUAAAGCCAGCCUUAUAAACGAUACCACGCUUUACGCGCGCACAAACAAACUGUCUUCACUGAAAGGUGCUUACCGUUUGACAAGGCCUGACUGACGUGAUUAAUUAUUUCAUUAGCAGACAACAAAAUUGUGCAUAUAGACUUACGUAAAGUGUGUUUGCAGAUUCAGUGCACGGACAUCCAUCAUGUUUGGGAGUUCCAGAGACGUGUCUCCGGAGGAGCGAAAUUCACUCAGUAAACUGGCGUGCGGAUGCGGCGCCUGCGGGGCGCGCGAGGCGGCGCGCGGCGACGAGGCGUGGCGCGUGCUGGCGGCGGAGGCGCUGGGCACGGCGCUGCUGGUGGCGCUGAGCUGCCUGCCCGCCUGCGCGCCCGCGCCGCCGCUGCAGCGCGCGCUGGCCGCCGGGCUCGUGGUCACCGUGCUCGUGCAGUGCUUCGACCACGUCUCGGGCGCGAUGUUCAACCCGACGGUGACGCUGGCGGCGGCGCUGCGCGGACGCGUGGCGGGGGUGCGCGCGGCGAGCAUGCUGGGCGCGCAGCUGGCGGGCGCGGCGGCGGGCGCGGGGCUGCUGCGGCUGCUGGCGCCCUCCGCGCCCGGGGCCUGUGCGCUCUGCCUCACGCUGCCCGCUGACCACGUGUCCGUCUAUAAGGCGGCGGCGAUAGAAGCCGUGCUGGGCGGCUGCCUGGCGCUGGCCAACUGCGCGUCGUGGGACGCGCGCAACCGGCUGCUCACCGACUCGUGGCCCGCGCGCAUCGGGCUCAUCGUGGCCGGGCUCACGCUGGUCGCGGGCGAGCUGACCGGCGCCAGCAUGAACCCGGCGCGCAGCUUCGGGCCCGCGCUGUGGGCCAUGAACUUCGACAGACACUGGGUGUACUGGCUGGGCCCGCUGAGCGGCUCGGCGCUGUGCUCGGCGCUGUACGCGUGGGCCUGGCCCGCGCCGCCGCACGCGCCCGCGCGCGCCGACCCCUGCUGCCCGCGCGCCCCCUGCGCCCCGGGGCCCACCUGUGCCCCCCUGUGAGCCCCGCCUGCCCCGCGCCCGCAGCCGAGCGGCGGCCCGUCUGACUCGCGCGAGCCGCGGCAGGGGACACAAGUGACCAGGGAGUCUUUUACUGCCGACCUCUGAUUGGAAAUCGCUAGUGAUGUGAUGAAUUUAUCGAGACUAGUAAACUUGUGUGCGUGUAGGUUGUGAUUAGAUGUAGUAGUCGGUUCGCUCUGUAUCUACGACGCCGCCGGUGUUUCGCUUGAGUAGAUUACUGUAGUCAGCCCGAUACAGUUUAGUAUUUUGUGGUUUGGUGGAGGCCUCACCUCACACACGAAACAUUAACGAAUCGCCAAAAUUCACAUUAUUAAAGGAGCAUAUUGAAAUCAGGCCCACAUUUGGCAGGCAAACAUGUGUGCCUGAACAGACUACUUAUUACCUACCAAUUAAUAAAAGACAAGAAUCCAUUACUAACUUAAUCUCUACCAGCGUUGUUUUUUACUACUCCCUAUCUGAAGAUUUUACAUGAGAGCUUAUCAGCUUAUAUUUGUUAUAUUUUACAAUCAAAAUUUAUUACCGGUCAAAACCUUUUUUGCCUGAUUUUUGCAGUCAAAAGUGGUUUAACCGGUAAUGAGUUUUAUUUUUUUGUUAGGUACACCAAUGAUAGAAUAAGUUGGAGUCAAUAUCACUUGACUGAUUUGUCCAGUCAAAAGUGGUUUUGACCGAUUA